CGUGGUGGCAGUCACAUGAUCUCCACAGAUGACUUGGAAUAUCCACGGGAGUACCGGACGCUGGGGAACAGCGCUCGACGCUUCUCCAAUGUGGGCCUGGUGCACACGUCGGAGCACCGCCACACCGUCAGCGCUGCCCAGAGCCUGGAGGCCCUGACCAACCUGCACAAGGCUGACAUGGAACGCAAGAGGGACGCCUUCAUGGAUCACCUGAAGAGCAAGUACCAGCAGCAGCAGCAGCAGCUGCAGCAUCCGCACCACAGCCCGCACCACAACCCGCCAUCGCCCUCACCCUCCCACGCCAGCAUGAGGGGUACUUCAGAGCGGUCUGCACGAGAACAGCAACAGCCCAACUACUGGAGCUUUAAGAGCCGCAGUCCAAGGCAUUCCCAGUCUACUCAGUCUGGGCUUGCCGACCAGGCCGCCAAGCUCUCCUUUGCCUCCGCUGAAUCCUUGGAGACCAUGUCAGAAGCAGACAUCCCCAUAGGGUUCAACCGGAUGAACCGAUUUCGCCAGAGCCUGCCGCUGUCCCGCUCUGCCAGCCAGAAUAAGCUACGAUCUCCAGGAGUGCUCUUCCUGCAGUACGGAGAUGAGACACGUCGGGUUCACAUCACCCAUGAACUGAGCAGCCUGGACACGCUGCACGCACUCAUCGUGCACAUGUUCCCUCAGAAGUUGACAGCAGGUAUGCUGAAGUCACCCAACACGGCCAUCUUGAUCAAGGACGAAGCGCGCAAUGUCUUCUACGAACUGGAGGACGUCCGGGACAUACAGGACCGCAGCAUCAUCAAAAUUUACCGCAAAGAGCCUAUCUACGCUUCCUACCCUGCUGCUGCACACCUGGCUAACGGAGACCUGAGGAGGGAGAUGGUGUACUCCUCUCGUGACUCCUCCCCAACUCGCCGGCUCAACACCCUCCCGUCCUCUACAGCCUCAGCGUCCUCUGGUUCUCCAUCCCGCUCACGCCUCUCCUACAGCGGGGGCCGUCCUCCAUCCUUUGCCGGGUCCCAUCCCCAGCAUGAACAGCCCCGACAUCCCCACCAUCCCUCAGCCGGCCACGCUGCCAACGCAGGCUUGUCUCCCUCGCCCAGCGCCAUCCUGGAGCGCCGUGACGUCAAGCCUGAUGAAGAAGUUUCUGCAAAAAACAUGGCACUGAUGAAGAACGAGGGGCUCUAUGCAGAUCCUUACAGCCUGAUGCACGAGGGCCGCCUCAGCAUCGCCUCCACACAGUCAUUAGCUACCAUUGGAGACCCCUUUAGCUUUCCUGUUUCCAGUGGCCUGUACCGCCGUGGCUCUGUGCGCUCACUCAGCACCUACUCAGCCGCUGCUCUUCAGGGGGACCUAGAGGACUCCCUCUACAAGCCUGGAGGUUCACUCUACUCUGACACAUACUCCUCAGCCACACUGGGCAUGGGUUUUCGCAUGCCACCGUCAUCCCCACAGAAAAUUCCAGACAUGCAGCUGAGGGACAGGGACUCGUAUUCUAGCUCACCCAGCAGAGCCUCACCUGUCAGGCAGACCUUCCGCAAGGACUCAGCCUCCUCCUCUGUGUUUGUAGAGAGCCCAAAGUCGAGGCCCAGCUCCAGUUCAGAGCCUCUGUGUCUGACAGCCGGGCCCGGGGAUGGUGGUAGGGCCACGCCUGGCUUUGGAAAUUCAAUGUCUGGACAAGACUCUGACAACAGCAGGGAUCAUCGUCUGGAGCGUAUGGAGGCAAUGGAGAAGCAGAUAGCCAGCCUUACUGGCCUGGUCCAGAGUGUGCUGACCAGAGCACCAGACAGUGACAGCACAUGCGGCCUUCUGCGUCUCUGCAUGAUGGCGGGCUGCCCUCCGGACCAAGGGACGGAGUUCUCACGGCCAUUACCUUUCUCUUCCAGCGAGAAGACCGAAACCAACAGCGACGGCUCCGCUACUGGAACUGGACGGCUGAAGCACAAAGCUCAUACACCAUCAGCACCUCUAGCUCUGAUGCCGCCGCCACCCUCAAACACAACCCCGGUGAACAGCCUCGGCCGCUUGCAGAUGCAGCUUCACCUGCACGGCCUGCAGCAAAAUGCCACCGACCUGCGCAAACAGCUCACCCAGCUACGCAAGACACAGCUAGAAAACCAGGAUUCGGUGCGAACUCUAUUGAAGCGGACCGAAGCAGAGCUGAACGUGCGUGUGGCUGACGCCCUGAGGAAGCAGGAAGAUCCUCUGCAGAGACAGCGCCUCCUGGUGGAGGAGGAGAGACUGAAGUACCUCAAUGAAGAAGAGCUCAUCAUCCAGCAGCUCCACGACCUGGAAAAGUCAGUGGAGGAGAUCCAGAAGGAGUCAUCUGUCAACCACAAGCUGGUGACAGUGCAGGAGCUGGAGGAGAAGGCCACUGUUCUGAGAAAGCUGGGAGAAACACUCACAGAACUGAAAAAUCAGUUCCCAGGCCUGCAGAGUAAGAUGCGGGUGGUACUCAGGGUGGAGGUGGAGGCUGUCAAAUUCCUGAAAGAGGAGCCACACAGGCUCGAUGCCCUGUUAAAACGCUGCAAGACUAUAACUGACACCCUUGCCACCAUGCGCAAACAAGCAAAUGGGGGUGUGUGGAAGAAGCAAGAAGACUUUUCUAGUCCUUCAUCAAAGCAUAAUGACGACUUGCGAAAGUUUUCAGACUUUGACAUCCCCACUAGCCCACCACUCACCAUCAAUGACCUUGGGGGAGGUAACAGCCUGUCCAACUGGAGCCCCCACUCCAGCCUCAGCCGUGGCCACGCAAACCUGUCUGGCCCUCACAAGGACAAUCAUCCUCCUGUUCCCAACAAGGGCAAAGCCCUGGAGGAGCUAGAACGGCGUGCUGCUGCUGACAAAGCUUUGUCUGUGGAAGUUCGACUGGCAGCAGAGCGGGACUGGGAGGAGAAGCGGGCCAGUCUGACCCAGUACAGUGCCCAGGAUAUUAACCGGUUGCUGGAGGAGACCCAGGCUGAGUUAAUGAAAGCUAUUCCAGAUUUGGACUUUGCUGCCAAGCAAAUCAAGCCCUCCUCUAACACACCAUCAUCCCAGAACCCCCAAAGUGGGGCAGGAACCCCAGAGCACCGCGUUAUCAAGCCACAGCACAAACUGUCUGGGAAAGAGGGAGGAUGCAGGCGGGGCUCUGAUGAGCUGACAGUACCACGGUAUCGCACAGAGAAACCCUCCAAGUCUCCACCUCCUCCACCACCUAGACGCAGUUUCCCAUCUUCUCCAGGCAUAACCACCCGCAGCGGAGAGCCCCUCAUUCCUGGAAAAAGUAUAAAGAAGUCUGAAUCUGAAGAGACUGAAGGCCAGAAGCCUCAUGUGAAACUGAGGAGGGCUGUGUCUGAAAACCCUCGUCCUGCAUCUACACCUCCCACACUUGCCUCUGGGGACAAGGAGGAGAGAGAGGAGGAGAAAAUUGCUGCAGAAUUGGAGCUGUUUGAGAGAGCCCCGCUCAGGCUUGCUCUGUCCCCUCCCCUUCCCCUACCUGUUAGUCCUCACAGCAGGAAAAGUGUACCUCCCUGCAGACUGGACCUGUGGCCCUCUGAGGCCCCAGGCACUGAGGGAAGGCACUUAUCUCCUGUCCCCCACAUCGUGUUGACAGAGUGUUUGCCUGCUUCGUCCACUGCCUCAGAGGAUCCUGUCAGAGAUUUAGCAGAUGACCCUGUAGAAGAGCGUCCAUCACGAGAUUCGACUGGUCAUUAUACCGUCUACCAGACUCAAAUUUCAAAAGAAAGGGGUACAUUUGAAAGCCCUUCUCAGCAAGAGCAGUCUUGUUUUAAAGAGGAUAUGGAGUUAAAACAGGAGGUUUCCCUGCUGUUGACAGAUUUGGAUGUGAUGGUGGUGUCUCCAAUUGAGGCCCAAGAGUUCAGCAGGAUGACAGGACAAGCUUUGCAUACUCUGACUAUCUCACCACAGACCAAAGAAAUCUCUGAGGUUCAGCUGAGUGUCCGGCCUCUCCUAGUGCUCCUCAAGGAGGAAGAAGCUGUCAGGGAGGCCUAUAGGCGACUGCAUACCCUUUUGGAGAUGUCCAAGCCGGUGCCCAAACCCAGGAUAAAAUCCUCUCCUCACGCGGGCCAGGAGAGCUCUCUGAUGGAGGCUCUGAGAAGAGGGAUAGAGACAGGGGAUAAGGUGCUGACACUUCAGCACAACACUGGAACUAAGACGAUUCCUGAGGUACAAAAGAAUCUAUCCCAGAAGAAAACGAGAGAAGAUAUCCGACGCAGCACCUACAGGAGGCUGGACAGCUUGGAGGAGACUAUUCGUGAGCUGGAGAACACCUUGAUAGAGAUCAGUGGCCAUCCAACUGCAGAGCAGCUCUACACUGAGACCACCACCAAAACCGCUACUGUGCAGAUGACGGGCAGUCCGACCUCAGAGACCAAGAAGCCACCAGUCCCACCCAAGCCAUGCUCUUUGAGCCCAGCAUUGAUCCAGGGAGGGAAUAUUUCUAGUGUUGGCAAAGUUCUCCACUCAUCAGCUGCCUCCAAACUGAAGCACCUGCAGCAGAACAGCACAGACAAGACUAAAAGUGGCAAAAGAGAGGACUUCAUGAAGACCCAGGGCCAGCAGCAGGCCUUGGGGACCAACAGCACCAGUGGCAGUAUUGAGCCAUACCUCUCUGGUAUCAAAACGGGCAUGUUCUCAGGCCGAGUGCCCUCUCCUGCAGCAGCGUUUGCCCCUGGCCUGAGGAAGUACCCCCAGGAAGGAGCAAUGCCCUCCCUGACAGCCUCCUCCAGCCAAGCGAAGGCCCUGCUGGCGAGCCUUUCUGCCUCCGGCUUGAGCACUGAGGCCCUGCUCCUCUCCUCCACUCUCCGUCAUCACCGCCUUCUACGUGAGCAGCGAGCCUCCUCUUUGCCCCUGCCCGGCAGCCAGUCCUCCUCCCCGACUCCCCCUGCUACCUCCUCCUCCUCCUCCUCCUCUUCACCCACCACCCCAACUCCUUCUCUGUCUCCCUCCUCUCCCACCCCUUUGAGUUCCCUUACCCUCUCUUCUGCGACUCUCAAGCGCAGUGCUUGUAGCCUUGACUGCUCCAGCCUCAACAGCUACAAGGAGGGUGGCAGCGAGCCUGUGAAGAAGGACAUCACCCCUGGCAACUCUCGGUGAUGAAGAGGAGGAGGAUGAGGACAUGGGACAAUUCAAGCAUCAUCACAUCAUGAACCAUAAAGAGAAAAUGACUACAUUAUGGAAAAUUCCAGCAUUUUUUUAGAGUUGUAUUUUCUUUCAGGUAUUUUUGGCUUUUUCCUCUUCUUGUUUUCCUCUCUACUUUUGGCCUCACUCCAAUUUGCAGAGUCUUCAUAUUCCAUGGCAAGAACUACCGUACUGUAAAUGGAGUCCCAAUCUUCUUCUUGGGACAAGUUUCCACUCACAUCUGGUUCUGUAGUUUCUCUGCAGUCCUCCCACGCAGUCAUACUGCCAGUUUGCCAGAUAGAGAGCACACAAAUGGGCCUCCCCUCCUACCAGCUGCCUGGUAUAAGCUGAUGUGUCUGGAUGGAUUCACUGACAGUAGCAGUCUCAUAUAUACCCUCACUCAGUGGGUUGUUAGUGGAGUAGACAUAAUUUCUAGACUGUGACUUUUAUCAUAGAAAAUAGAACUGCAAUAAUCACCAAGCGAGUCCAGUAAUUGUGUGUGUUCAGGAUAAUAUUGCUCUCACUUACCUGCAUCACCUGGCAGAAUGUGAGCACGUGCUAAAAAAAAAAAAGUAGAUCAAGGUGAUGAUGUGGUUUCAAGCUGUUUUGUGUUAAAAGGCCAUUUGUAGAUUUUCUUGCAUCAACUGUGUUUUAAACUCUGAACUGGUGCUAUAUUUUCCCCUCCGUUUGUACACACUGUGUAAAGAGUUUACAUGAUCGUCCUCCAUCCCCAAUCUUUCACCUGCACUUUGUUGCAAGUGUACAUUCCACAGUCUGACAGUCUGCUUUUAUUUCAUGUCACACGGUUUGAAUAUUUGUAAGCAUCCCUACAAAAUGAAAUCCUUGCAUCAAACAUUAAGAACAAUUAUAGAAAUUUUUCCAUUUAAAAAUGUAAUUUUCAAAUUAUAAUGUAUUCACAAAAGCACAUUGUAGGGAGCAGUCUUAUGACAGCACAUUUCUAUUUAAAAUAGAACCAGGAGGUACAGUUACACAAACAGAAGGGAAAAAUGUUAAGGGUGAAUUGUAUAAAAAUGGUGAAUUUCUGUAUAUGUGUAUUAACUAGUUAAUUAUGACAAUCAGGAUGUUUCUGCAGUAGCAUCUUUCUGGCAUCUUAGCACCUGACAUUUAAACCUUCCCAAAGACUCAAGCACACACAGUGAUUAAUAAUACACACAUUCUGUCACACAUGCACUUGUAAAGCCAAGCUGUUUGUAGAAGCACACACUCUACUCCUUUUUUGUUUUGAUGAUGAUUCAUCUUUAAGACACAUCUGUCGCACCACUGAUAAAGAGCAGUCUGGUAAAAUAUGCCACAUCGACCAGAAUAUGACUUCACCCUUUAAGGAAUCUGAUCUACAGAGUGACAGAUCCAAGUAGUUUCUUUUGGGACGCUUGUUUCUUUUGAAACUUCAAAGUAAAUCUGCUGGGAAGCAGCUUUCAAAGUUCUCAGCAAUUUGCAGGUCUUAUUGUAAAACAUAAUAACUUCUUUGAACAAGAACAAAAUAUAUCUUUCACUGCAGUAAAUUGAUCGCACAACAGCUAUGACCCACUUUAAACUCUUGAGUAGUGUUUUAAAGAUAUAAGAAUGUUAACCAGCACAUAUUUAGAGACUUCAGAUAUAGCUUGACCCUAAAGGGCCUGAGAGGAGAAUAUAGAAAUAAAAAGCAACCAGUUUCCUCUCAAACACGUGACCCUUUCCUCUAAUUUUGACCGUGUAAAGUUAGUUAACCUUGACAAGCACAAAGCAAGUGUUUCUUGAAGGAAAAAAAAAACAUCUCUGCAUAUUUAAAAUACUGAUAAAUAUUGCUGUUGCCUCAUUUGGUUUGAUUACCUAUGAAUGUUAGGCCUUUGGUGUGUCUUAAUGACGGUAGUUGAAGUUAUUAUUUAAAGCACAUCAAAGGCCUGUCAGUGUAAGCCCUGCACAAGGAACCAUUUUGAAGCUCUCUGUCCUGUGUUAUUGCCUUAAGGCUGCCCACUGGGGAGGUGAUGGGGUUGAACGGACAGUCAAAGACAAAAUGAUUUUUCUUUUCCAGUCGAUCACUACAAUGUCUGUGUGAAAUAGAUUUUUUUGUGGCAUUGAGAUUAAAACAUGUGCAAAGGGGCUUGUGUCAAAGAGUAGGCAGCUUGAGGAAAGGGGAUUAGUUUGGGGACAUGUGUUUGAAGGCUACUUUAAUAAGAAUGGCUUUGACUUGCCUUCUCUCCAUUGAGAGUGCUUGUGAUAUAAAGGACCCAAAGAGAUGAGAGGAAGGGUUUGACAGUCAGAGAGCCAUUAAGCGGCUGUUCUUUCCCCUGCCCCUUUCACUUUGCUUUGUCUUUGGUGUGAAAUAAAAACCACUCAGUUGAGGUUAUCUUAGGAUAAAGUUUGAUGGGCCUCAAUUCAUGAACAGUAACUGUGUGUGCAAUAUGUAAUUAGCACUCUACACUAGCACUAGCAGUUUUACCAAGGCAGUGCUCUUUGCCUUUGAGAAAGGCCUCUUUGUCUGCAAGGACCUGUUACCAUGUCUUUCCCAGUGCCUCUAAGACUUUGUUCUUGCCAGUACAGUAUUAUAUCAGCAGCAAUGACAGAAUAACACUUUUACCCAAAGAAGAGGCUGCGAGAAUUGGCUUGAUCCCAUUUUUCGCGGAAAAAAGAAAACAGCAGUUGAAAUGCAGUGUGUGUUGAGUUGCAGCGGUGGCAUUUGACUAAACACUCCCCGAGCUCUAACAAUGUGCAAAACUGCAAGCUCAUAGCACAGCGAAUUAAGCCUCACCCUGGGUGCUCUGUAGCUCUGCCAGGCAGGUUCAAGCCCUGGGUUUCAUAUUGAGUGAAGUCAAAUGAAAGAAAUUCACUUACUCAUGCUGUUCCACACUCAAAUCCACAACUCUCCGACUUAAAUUUGCUGCAUUUGCGUCUGGUGAGCGUUGGGGAGGAAGUAUUCACGCUUGGCUGCCUUCCCCAAGUAAAGUCUGAGAUGAAACCUCCCAGAAUUGCGUGACAGUGCUCUCUGCAAUGAUUUUUUCAAGACAAGUGUUAGUGGGCUGUGAUUUUAUCAUGGCUGGAGGCUUAGAGGGCAUGUCGAAGACACUCACAGAGGAUGCCACUGGCAAUCAGAAAAACUCAUGCAAACUUGAAAUCAAACAUAGAUGAAAUAUACAUAUAUAAAUAUAUCUAAGUGAGAUGUUUGUGUAUGAUAUUAUAAUUGUGAAGAAAAGUGUGAUAUAUAUAGGCCUAGGUUAAAUUAUAUACUGUAAAAUGUCAUCAUCUCUUCAGUUUUAUAUAUUAGUGACCAUUUUGUACAGAUUUUUCUUUUUUAAUUCAUUGACAGAGAUAUUACAUUUCACACUGAGAUUAUUUAUUCAUACGCAGAACAUUUUUAUAUUUGUUUAAAAAUAUCUGUAUAGAUAACAGUUAGCCUCUGUAAUAUACACUGAAGUUCAUUUUUAAAUUCUAGGAUUUUCUUAGUUUACAAACACUGAGUUAGAUUUUAUGUAAGUUUGAUUUACAAAAAGCUUGUCCCUGAAAACACUUGUCCAGCUCGUCUGCACCUUUGCCUCCUCAUGUGAAGGACCACUAUUGAGGUGUAAGAGGUUGGACCAGUGCCUGUGCUUAGGGGCUUAUUUUGCUACUAUCUUUUUGUUUUAGGGGGUUGUUUUCUGUACCUGUGGUCUGUUUUUUGGUUUCACCCCAUCCUGUAUUUGUGAUUCAACUGGUAUUAGUGAGUUGGAGAUGGUCAGAAACACUGAUAUUGUGGUAACUACUGUGAAAGGUCAGUUUAUGGGCCCAAAGGCUUCAUAGAGAGCCUUGCUGCUUUGAGAAAAGUAAGUUAAAUGGCUUUAAUUUUUCUGUGUCAUGUUUGCAUGUGAACAAGAGUGGUAGAAAUGACAAUGUGGACGCUCAGUGCAAAAGCAUUCAGAGAAAUUCUUAAUCAUAACAACUGGUGAAAGUACAUUUUGAUGCUUAUUCUGUUCCAAUUGUUGCACCUAGUGGCUUUAAGUAGCAGUUAAGCUAAACCACAGAAGUUGUUAAAACCACCAAGAUGGAGCAGUAAGGGAAUUAUGUGGAGUUGUGUGAAUUCAAAGUUUUAUCUGUUCCUUUGCCAUUUUAUCUUUUUUUAUAAUGAACAUUCUAUAGUAUGUAUAUGAGAUUUUUACAUGGAUGUGUGGAUGUUCAAAAAUCUUGGCAUCAAAAGUAGAAAAACAAAAUUGACUUGUAAAUAGGCCGAGUCAUUCCUAGCGAGUUCAACAAAUUGUUAUGUCCAAAAGAAGAUGUUUUAUUAAUAAACUAUGACGAUGGGUACAAAGGUAUAUACAAAACAAUGCAUGUAUAGUCUCAAGCAAUCGCACGGUGCAGUUGAAAAAAAUGUUGUCUACAUGUUUUCUCAAAAAAAUGAGAAAGAGAGAAAGAGAAAAGUGGUUCUACAGUAUGUUGCAGGUUAACAAACAUGAAGAAUGAGACAUUAUUUUGGUAUCUGUGACACAGGCAUGUUCAGUCUUACUGUGAUGUUAUGUGACGAUGAAGAAGACGAUAGUGGCCAAGAGUGUUGAAUGUCUAGAAGGAUUCAGAAUGCUUGAACGCACCCCAACCAGAAAAGUCACCAGUGAUGGUGUACUCUUUCCACGGAGUGAUUCUCCCAUUUGUAGAGUAGUGUGAUAUAAGAACAAAAAUAAUACAGAAAAUAGAUCUAUAAUAUAAUAAUAUAUAAAUUUAAAAGCCUACUGAUACUGGAGAUACUAAUUUAUCAGUGUGGAUGCCAUGAUAUUCUGUGAGAAAUGUGUGUGUUUUUCCUGUGAGAAGACAGUAGGCAGUUGAACCUGCCUUCUUUUGUACAUAAUUUGCUGUGAUUGUGUGUCCAAUAAA
This is a messenger RNA of Morone saxatilis (striped sea-bass), 9945 nucleotides long. RefSeq names its product SRC kinase signaling inhibitor 1 (gene srcin1a). Lineage: Eukaryota; Metazoa; Chordata; Actinopteri; Moronidae. Gene Ontology annotation, biological process: regulation of dendritic spine morphogenesis. Bases 16 to 5085 code for a protein of 1689 amino acids. The record is from RefSeq and is a predicted model, not a curated record. Gene Ontology annotation, cellular component: actin cytoskeleton; cytoplasm; postsynaptic density. The transcript is spliced from 20 exons.